AUGCGUAUUGAAACUUGUUAUUUCUGUUCAUCCAGGAUAUAUCCUGGUCAUGGCAUUCAAUUCGUGAGAAACGACUGCAAGAUUUUCAGAUUUUGUCGAUCAAAGUGCCAUGCUGCGUUCAAAAAGAAGAAGAACCCACGUAAGACCAAAUGGACCAAAGCGUACCGUAAAACUGCCGGCAAAGAAUUGGCGAUCGACCCGUCAUUCGAGUUCGAAAAACGCCGAAACAGUCCAUUGAAAUACAACAGGGAAUUAUGGGCAAAAACCAUUGAAGCUAUGAAAAAGGUCGAAGAAAUUAGACAAAAGAGAUCAAAUAACUAUAUCAUGCAGCGACUGAGGAAAGGCCGUGAAGUUGAGUGGCAAAGAGAUGUACGAGAAGUACAGAGAGAUAUAUCACUCAUCAGAUCCCCAGCAGCAGGGCUUAAACAGAGACAGGCGCAAGAAGAAAUGGAGGUUGAACCCGAGACCAUUGAAGUGGUUGAUGCUAAGGGUCGGAAACAAGUGAUCGAGGCACCCGUUAUGGUGCCAGCCACUGGAGAAAUGAUUGAGGAUGGAGGGGAUAUUGAAUUAUAG
Molecule: messenger RNA, 573 nt
Organism: Danaus chrysippus (African queen)
Lineage: Eukaryota; Metazoa; Arthropoda; Insecta; Lepidoptera; Nymphalidae
Source: the annotation of a GenBank genome assembly